UCUCUUUCCCGUUGGCUUCUAAUUUACAGCAGAAAGAGAGAAAGAAACGAACAACUCUACAAACACAAAGAGAGAAGAUCUCUUUCCCGUUGUCUACAUAUAUAUUUAGUGUGUGUAGAGAGAGAGAGAGAGAAGGGACACGGACAUGCAAAGCCCAAGUGCUGAUCAAUGUCCAUCACCAACUCCUACUUUUGACCCACUCCAUUCCCAUGAACUCACCGCUCUUUCUUUAUUAUUAUACCACCUCUCUUGAAUUCAAUCACUCCUUCGCAUGGCGGAGAUAGAGCUCCACACCGUGCUGCAAUUCUUCAGGAAAAAUGGACUGUCGGAGUGCGAAUCGGCACUCAUGGAAGACAUCAUGGACAAAAAAUCUCAAGUGGGCUCUUCCGCUUUCGAGACGUUAUGCUUCCCGCCGCUGAGAAUUCCGGCCACCCGGAGGCCGCCGCCGCACUUCGCUGAUGGUGCCGUUGUGAGCCCUAAUGGCUCUUCUGAUGAUGAGUUUGUCAGUUUGGGCUCUUCCACUACUGAGUUUCCUUCUUCUGAUUUUACGAAUCCAUAUGGCAUUCAUAAUACCACACGGCCGGCUUCUCAAGCUUCAUCCGAUAGAUUGUCUCAAUUUGGAACUGCUCGAGAUUACCCUGAUUUUGAUAUGCAGGAUGACCUGUUCUGGUACAAGGAGGACGAUGAAGAUUAUGUUAUGCCGCCACACUUUGAUGGCAGAGAUUUUGAUGGUGACCCCAGUGAAGACAAGUUUGUAAUGAGUGUGCAAACAGAGGAGCCCGUUGAGGAUGAAACCAAGUAUAAUGUAAUUUCUGAAGGAAGAAAACGAUGGGCAUUAGCUCUGGAGGAGAGCUUGAAGUGUGAGCAUGAUAAUGACUGUGAUGAAGAGAACUUUCAACUUGAAAAAAGUUACAAAAAGUGUGAAGAACAUUUCAAUGAUUAUAGCUGUUCGGCUCCUCUCUGCGCUUGCUGCAAUGGUAUUGGGACAGUUUACACGGGUGAGUUGAAGAUAGAGGAUGUGUUUGAGUUGGAGGCUCGAGGGGAACACCACCCCACAAGUGAGACUACUUUCUCCAAGGAAGGGAGUCCUACAAAGAUCAGGCCGAUUGAACACAACGACUACGGCUUCAUUGAUGAUGAAAUAAUUGCUGGAGAAUCCCAUGAAGCUGAAGCUGUGCUAGAUGAAGAGGCUGGUGUAAUCUCUGAUGAGCUCCUGACGUAUGACAAAGAAGAUGAUUAUGAGAUAUUCAACCUAAGGGUUGUACACAGAAAGAACAGGACCGGGUUUGAAGAGAAUAAGGAGUUUCCCAUUGUUCUGAACAGUGUCAUUGCGGGCCGAUAUUAUGUAACAGAAAUUCUAGGAUCUGCUGCUUUCAGCAGAGUCGUCCAGGCUCACGAUCUUUAUUCAGGUAUAGAUGUUUGCUUGAAGAUCAUAAAGAAUGACAAGGACUUCUUUGAUCAAAGCUUAGAUGAGAUCAAACUUCUCAAGUUUGUCAACAAAAACGAUCCUGCUGACGAGCACCAUAUUUUACGUCUUUAUGACUACUUCUAUCAUCAGGAGCAUCUAUUUAUUGUUACCGAACUCCUGCGAGCAAACUUGUACGAAUUCCAGAAAUACAACAGGGAAUCUGGAGCAGAAGCAUAUUUUACAAUGCACAGGCUGCAGGUAAUAAUUCGCCAGUGUUUGGAGGCAUUAGUGUAUCUGCAUGAUUUAGGGAUUGUUCACUGUGAUCUAAAGCCCGAAAACAUUCUGAUCAAAAGCUACCGAAGAUGUGAGAUUAAGGUUAUCGACCUUGGCAGCAGUUGCUUUCAGACAGACAGUCCUUUGUCCCUGUAUGUACAAUCGCGUUCAUACAGGGCACCCGAGGUCAUGUUAGGCCUUCCUUACGACCAGAAGAUUGACUUGUGGUCGGUCGGGUGCAUCUUGGCUGAGUUGUAUUCUGGGGAGGUGCUUUUUCCAAACGAAGCAGUCGCGUUGCUUCUUGCGCGCAUGAUUGCAAUGCUUGGUCCCAUUGAGGCAGAAAUGUUGCGGGAUGGCCAGGAGACGCACAAGUAUUUCACAAAAGAAUACGAUCUGUAUCACAUAGACGAGGAGACGAAUGAGGUGGAGUACAUAAUCCCGGAGACGGAGGAGACGUUGUUGGAGGAGCAUCUGCAGAUAGCGGGGGAGGAGGAGCCGGUUUUCGUUGAUUUUUUGAAGUGCUUGCUGGAGAUGAAUCCGGCGAGGCGGCCUAGCGCUAGAGAGGCGCUCAAGCAUCCUUGGCUUUCACAUUUGUGAGAUUUUUUGUAGGAUUCAAAUGUAUAUAAUAUAACAUCCUUAUAUGUGAAUGAAUCAAUCGGCUUCGUAUAUCCAUUGUUGUUGUGAUUAUUAUUCUUCACUGUAAGUUUCUGAGGAUUGAGUCUUAGAUUUCAAGUCUUCUCUAUAUGACACCAGACUUGACUAAACUUGUAUGCACUAAUUUGUUUUUUUGUUUU
This is a messenger RNA of Salvia miltiorrhiza (redroot sage), 2475 nucleotides long. RefSeq lists its product as uncharacterized. The transcript has 7 exons. Gene Ontology annotation, molecular function: ATP binding; protein tyrosine kinase activity; protein serine/threonine kinase activity. Gene Ontology annotation, cellular component: cytoplasm. The record is from RefSeq and is a predicted model, not a curated record. NCBI's taxonomy places the organism in Eukaryota, Viridiplantae, Streptophyta, Magnoliopsida, Lamiales, Lamiaceae. Gene Ontology annotation, biological process: peptidyl-serine phosphorylation; peptidyl-threonine phosphorylation. The coding region runs from base 272 to 2278 and encodes 668 amino acids.